AUGCAAUACUUCAAUAUCUUUUCGACGGUGCCACGAUCUCAUGCAGACUGCCUGGCCCCCAAAUGGCCGCAGCAAACCCCACCCGACAAGGGUGUCGGAGGACUCAAUAACUUUGGGGAAUCCGUCAGCAGCGUCAAAUUUUUGGUGACAUCUUCGUCCUUGACAAAAGACUCGAUGCCCGCUUUCGUAUACAAGCCUCUAGCUGCCGAAGGGACCAAGAUCCGGCUCCUGGAGCUGUUGCCUGGCAGAGGACGGAUACAAUGUCGCAUGGCGCCAGCAGACCUCGAGAACCUCUCACAGCCGUACGAGUCGCUAUCGUACUGCUGGGGGGAUCAGACGAAGCAGAUAGCCAUCACCCUCAACGGUGAUGACUUCGAGAUUGGAGCAAAUCUCCGAGCGGCGCUGAAGCGCCUGCGCUUCCGGAACAAGUGCCGUGUCCUCUGGGUCGACGCUAUCUGCAUCAACCAAGCCAGUGUAAAAGAGAAGAACACGCAAAUCCCGCUGAUGAGGUACAUAUAUCAGCGGUCGAGCAGGACUAUAGUCUGGCUGGGCGAGCACGACCGCAAGACCGCGAGGGCCGUCCGGAUAAUCAACUUCCUCGGGGAGUGGGAAAAGGAGCACCCGGAGCUCGAGGCUACUGACUAUGCCCGAUGGAAGGCUCUGCGCCGGGAGAGCUUCGGGAAGAAACCGAGCCCUGUAGGGCUUUUAUCCCUUGCCUGGGCACAGUUGGAACGGCUUCGUGCGAUCCGGGGGAUAUACUCCGUCUUUGAGCGGCAGUGGUUCAAGCGUGUUUGGAUCAUCCAGGAGCUGGCAGUCUCUGGCGAGGUUGUGCUCGUCUGCGGAUCUUACAUGAUCAGAUGGGAUGUCGUUGACAGAGCCUAUGCCAUCUCGAGCAACCGGUGGGACGAAGACGACUACCUGGCCAACCUCAUCGAGCAGCGACGGCGCUAUCAGUUAUCCGCUCCUGCGACGCUGGCCGACAAGAUCCUAGCGGCAUACUCGGCCGAGGCGACAAAUGUGAAAGACCGGAUCUAUUCAGUGGUCGGUCUGGUUCCUGAGGCCACGGCUGGGAUGAUUCCAAUCAAUGUCGACUAUGACGGCGAUGUUGCGGAGCUGUUCAGAGAUACCACGAGGAAAUGCCUGGAAGCGACUGGCGAUGCGAGCAUUCUUUCGAUUUGCUUCGGGGAUAGUGAGGAUCGCCCGGUCGGCACGCCCUCUUGGGUCAUGAGGUUUAUCCGGAAUGGGAGGGAGACGGUAAACCACGGCCUAUUUGCUUGGUCUGUCUCUACAGAUGCCCAGUUUACCGCCAGUCAGGAUUCGUCAUGCAGGCCACUGUUUGCUGGACGCGACCUCUUGGAAUUAUCAGGCUACGUACUCGACACGGUGACCACUGUGGGGCCGGUGUUUAUUGUCACCCUGCACAUAGGAGUCCCGAGGACGCCCAAGGAGUGGGUGAUGGAAAUAGAGACAUAUCUGCGAUGGCGGGCGGUGGCCGAGGUGGACUCUGGCCAUGGUUAUCUGACUACAUCGGAGUCGAUGUUGAAUGCUUUCCGACACACGAUAUGUCCCGAUCUCAGGGCAACAAGCCCCGAUCUCACGGACGAGCAGCACCACGAUCUAUUUGCAAGAGUAGACAACUUCCUGAUGACACACUUCAACCCGCUGAUGAGGAGGACAGAGGAUGGGGAGAUGAGACUCGAUGUUUUCAAAGCCGUCACCGCCGUCGUCAAGCUGCGUCUCAAGGUCCUGAUGGGAGAUACGACGAUGGGUGACGAAGCGCUCGACUUUACAAAUGCUUUGAUCAUGGUCGGGUGGAGGCGUAUUGCCCGAGGCAAGGCCGGAUACCUCGGCCUGGUACCACAGGAGACAAGACAAGGCGAUCAGAUUGUGUUACUAGCUGGCUCUGACUCGCCCUUUAUCCUGAGGCCGGUAGGCUCAAGAUGGCGAUUGGUUGGAGAUGCUCACGAAGCAGAUAUGUAUCCUUAA
Molecule: messenger RNA, 1986 nt
Organism: Thyridium curvatum
Lineage: Eukaryota; Fungi; Ascomycota; Sordariomycetes; Thyridiales; Thyridiaceae
Exons: 3
Coding region: 1-1986 (661 amino acids)
Source: RefSeq, a predicted model, not a curated record